AUGCUAAGCAGUAGGCUACAUAGAGUCAUUGCUGCUAGUAGUAGCAAUGGUGUCAACAGAUCAAUGUUCUCAUGCGCCCCGCGCCUUCAUCAAUUAUAUAUACUACCACAACAACAGCAACAUUCAAGGCUAACACAACAACAACAACAACAACAAAGACAAUACUGUACAAAGAACAACAACAAUGAUAACAAUAAUAAUAAUAAUACAAAGAAGAAGAAUAAGGAGGAAGAUAAAGAUGAUGAAGAGAUUGAGGACGACAAGUUGGCAAAGAACUUUGACCCAACAUCUUAUGAUAAGAUGUUCACUCAGUAUAAGGAGAAUACAACGGGUCUAGAGUCGCAGUUGAGGGAGCAGCUAGAGUUGAUGAGAACGGCACGAGAGCGACACGAGAGGAACAAGCAGAGUAGAUGGCGCAUGAUGCUCAACAGACACGGCGACCUGGCCUGGGUCAUUCUGGGCCUGGCCACAUUCGGCAUGAUGUUCAAGUCGUUCGCCAACAAGAAGCAGCACAAAUCCCUGAUGGACCAGGUGUCUGUGCAUCAACAAGGCACCAAACAAGAGAUUGAUCAAUUGGACCAACUAUUCGAUGCGCUCGAGCAGAGGACCCCGGAGCAGCGACAACAACUGGCACAGCUACUGGGUGUCAGUGGCGGUGUUGCUGGCUCCGUCCAGCAACAGAAACAACUGACCGAUAUACUUAAUAAACAAUGA
Molecule: messenger RNA, 714 nt
Organism: Acytostelium subglobosum LB1
Lineage: Eukaryota; Evosea; Eumycetozoa; Acytosteliales; Acytosteliaceae
Exons: 1
Coding region: 1-714 (237 amino acids)
Source: RefSeq, a predicted model, not a curated record